Vicugna pacos (alpaca) is the source of this 2354-nucleotide messenger RNA. It is a transcript of the gene C5AR1, whose product is annotated as complement C5a receptor 1. Gene Ontology annotation, molecular function: G protein-coupled receptor activity; complement component C5a receptor activity. Gene Ontology annotation, cellular component: plasma membrane. The record is from RefSeq and is a predicted model, not a curated record. Lineage: Eukaryota; Metazoa; Chordata; Mammalia; Artiodactyla; Camelidae. Gene Ontology annotation, biological process: positive regulation of cytosolic calcium ion concentration; phospholipase C-activating G protein-coupled receptor signaling pathway; complement receptor mediated signaling pathway.
CCCGGCCGAAGGAGUCCCAGGCCACUAAGAGCCCGAGACCAAUAAGAACUCCAGAGGGGAAAGAUGGGUCAUUUCCUCUUUGGCUAUCAGCACCCUCCCUUGAAGCUUUAAAAACCACAGCCCUUAGGCAGGAGGGACCUUUGAUCAGCAGAGAACCGGCGAACCCGGGAGAGACCUGAAGAUGGACUCCAUGGAGAACAGCACCUUCUAUUACGAUUAUAACAUCUCGGACCUAGACCCCAACGUGCUGGUGGAUGACUCUUCCAAAACCCUCAGGCUGCACACUCCGGAUGUGAUCGCCCUGGUCAUCUUUGCGGUUGUCUUCCUGGUGGGAGUUCCAGGCAAUGCCCUGGUGGUCUGGGUGACUGGGUCCGAGGCCAGGCGAACCGUCAAUGCCAUCUGGUUUCUCAACCUGGCUGUGGCCGACCUCCUCUCCUGCCUGGCACUGCCCAUCUUGUUUACAUCCAUCAUCCAGCACAACCACUGGCCCUUCGGGAAAGCCGCUUGCCGAAUCCUGCCCUCACUCAUCCUGCUCAACAUGUACUCCAGCAUCUUGCUUCUGACCACCAUCAGUGCUGACCGCUUCCUUCUGGUGUUUAAUCCUGUCUGGUGCCAGAACUACCGCGGGUCCUUCCUGGCCUGGGUGGCCUGCAGUGUGGCCUGGAUCUUGGCUCUGCUUCUGACCAUCCCCUCCUUCUUAUUUCGUGGGAUGCACAUAGAGCCCUUUCCAUUCAAGAUAAUGUGUAUUGUCGACUAUGGCAAGGAUGGUUUGUAUGUAGAGAGGGUUGUGGCCAUCUUCCGGUUUGUCGUGGGUUUCCUGUGGCCACUGGUCACACUCUCAAUCUGUUAUAGUUUCCUCCUGGUCCGGGCUUGGAGCCGCAGUGCCACCCGCUCCACCAAGACGCUCAAGGUGGUGGUGGCCGUGGUGACCAGCUUCUUUGUCUUCUGGCUGCCCUACCAGGUGACAGGGUUGAUGCUGGCCUUGUUCAAACGGCACUUGGACAGCUACAAGCUCGUGUCCAGUUUGGAUGCCCUGUGCGUCUCUCUAGCUUACAUCAACUGUUGCAUUAACCCCAUCAUCUACGUGUUCGCCGCCCAAGGCUUCCACGCCCGGUUUCUCAAGACUCUCCCCUCCAGACUCCGGAAUGUGUUGACCGAAGAGUCCGUGCACAGGGAUAGCAAGUCCGUCACCCUCUCCACAGUGGACACCCCAGCCCUGAAGAGCCAGACGGUGUGAGGGGAGGCCUCCCAGGCCACUAUAUUCCCGGCGCUCCACCAGACUUCCUAUCCAUUCGCUUUCUGCUUAUUUGAACUCAGCCCUUGGCAAGGUGGUGUUGUCUGAGUGAAUUCUCCUUCAUCCUUCCAUCUUUCCCCAACUCGUCCCUCCUCUCCAGGCAAACUCUUCCCAUCAUUCCUCAUUUCCAAGAUAAACACUUCCUUCCAAGGACACUCAGCCUUUCUUUCCAUCCAAGGACUUUGGAAAACAAACAGAAACCAGUCUACCUGGAGCCCUCCCAUCAAGCAAUACGUUUGUGUGCGGAGACAGUGACAAGAAUACGUCAGCUACACGGAAGGCAGACAAACAGAAACAUUCUAACCUUAAAAAAAACAUCGUUCUGUAUUUAUUUUAUAGAGAGUUGGGAAAAAAAUUUUAACUGGCAUCUCAAAAGAUAUUCUCAUUUAGGGUAAAGCGAAAAUAUUCAGUUUUUGAAAGUGAGUUGAUUUAAAGGAAAACAAUAAGUUAAUAUGUUACCUAACUAGGUUUUUUUUUAUUAAAGUAUUAAGUAAAAAGAUGCGAUGUGGUUAUGGCAAAAAGCAGGCAGUGAGGAAAUCACCUGGGGUUGGGAAACGCUGGUUGGGAACCUCCAGGGUGGAGGUGUCACAGGGGAAUUUGCUGUUUUACUUUCUCAGUUGCUGCUUUGUUUGCACUUGAAAAAAUGAAAUGUUUUCUUUUGAUUUCAUUUAGAGUCUUUUUUUAAAACUUUGUUUUUAUUGCGUUAUAGUCAUUUUACAAUGCUGUGUCAUUCAGAGUCUUAUGCAGUUGUAAGUAAUAAUACAGAGGGAUCCUGUGUACCUUUGACCUGCUUCCUGUACUAGCAACAUCUUACAAAACGAUGUUACGAUAUCACAGCUGAGAUGUUGACAUGAAUAUGGCCGCAGGGCAGGACGUUUUCAUCACUGCCAAGAUCCCUCGUGACACCCUUUUCUAGCCACACCCACUUCCUUCCACCCUCCCCAGUUUUAUCUCGAACCCCUGGGGGCCACAAACGAGGCUGCUCUCCAUCUCUGUGCUUUGGUCCUUUCAAAAAUGUUAUAUCAAUGGACUUAUACAGUGUGUAAUCUUUGGACUUUUA